GGCGUGCAGGCGCCUCUCCAUCCCGGACACGAAUGGGGUUGCUCUGGUGGGGGGCGGCGGCCUUGCUGCUGGGGGGCUCUUCCGCUCACACCCUGCUGUAUUUCUACACGGGCGUGUCGGAGCCCGGCCCAGGGCUGCCCCGGUUUGUCGCGGUGGGGUACCUGGACGACCAGCUCUUCCUCCAGUACGACCGCCGCACCGGGCGGGCCCUGCCCCGAGUCCCCUGGGCAGAGGAGGUGAGCAAGGAGGACACGCGCUACUGGCAGUGGAUGACCCAGAACUUCCGGGACACGGAGCGCACCUUCGGGGUGGCCCUGGUGACGGUGCCGCAGCGCCACAACCAGAGUGGGGGGUUUCACACUUUCCAGUGGAGGGUCGGCUGUGAGCUGAGGAGCGAUGGGAGCAAAGGAGGGUACUCCAAGUUCGGCUACGACGGGAGGGACUACAUCAGCCUGGACAUGGAGACCCUCACCUGGACGGCACACGACCCUGCAGCCCAGAACGCCAAGAGGUUGUGGGACGCCAACGCGGCACGGAACCGGUACUUCAAGACCUACCUGGAGGAGGUCUGCACCAUGUGGCUGCGGAGACACCUGGCCUACGGGAACGAGACUCUGCUGCGGGCAAAGCCCCCGGUGGGGAAGGUGACGCGCAGGGCGGGGGGCAACGGCACGGAGACCCUCCUCUGCCGGGCCCACGGCUUCCACCCCAAGGAGAUCGAUGCUGUCUGGACGAGGGACGGGGAGGUCUGGGCCCAGGACACCUUCCGUGGCAUCGUGGCUCCCAACGCCGACGGGACCUACUACACCUGGCUCAGCGUCAGGGUCGACCCCCGGGACCGGCGGCGCUUCCGGUGCCACAUUGAACACGACGGCCUGCGGCACCCUCUGGACUUGGCCUGGGAGGAGCCUGGCGCAUCCCAGUUGGGGCUCCUUCUUGGGUGCAGCUUGGCAGCCGCCCUGAUUGCCGUGAUCGUCCUUGGGCUGUGUCUGUGCAAAAAACGUCGAGAAGGCUAUGAAGCUACAACAGUAGUGUGACAGAGGCCUUCCGACAUCCUUCGCGCUCCUGGGCGGGCAGCUGAUCCUCCCAGAUCUGUCAGGAGUGGAUCCUUCUGCCCCCUGGCGGGGACUUCUGUACCUCCUACAAGUUAGCUGCGACUGGUUUAAAUUUGGGAUCCCUCUUGCUCGUGCAGAGCUUUUGCCUGAGAAAUUUGAUCACAAAUUUAGGGGCAUGGCACAUGUUCUGAUACAACAGCAGACUUGAGAGAGCAACGGAUCGACUUCGUGGAGCGUGCCGCCUGCGCCCGGAUGCCCCCCCCCCCCACGUGCGCCCUCAGCCUUUGCUCUUGUCCGGAUGGAU
Varanus komodoensis (Komodo dragon) is the source of this 1359-nucleotide messenger RNA. Its product is annotated as DLA class I histocompatibility antigen, A9/A9 alpha chain-like. The transcript has 7 exons. Bases 33 to 1037 code for a protein of 334 amino acids. Lineage: Eukaryota; Metazoa; Chordata; Lepidosauria; Squamata; Varanidae. Gene Ontology annotation, cellular component: external side of plasma membrane. Gene Ontology annotation, biological process: immune response. The record is from RefSeq and is a predicted model, not a curated record.